UUUGACAAACAACAACAAACAACAAGGAUGAACGAUGCAUCAUGCGUAUCAUGCGUGAAACGGAACGCACCCUAGGGCUCAAUUCUGUACCGCCUAUCGACAACUAUCGGUGUCGUUACGCAGAUAUUUUAUAUGGCAAAAAACCUGCGCAACGACACCGAUAGUUGUCGAUAGCCGGUACAGAAUAGAACCUCUGGCCCUUGGUGAAAAUGCGCGCGCGUUCGAGAAAGAUGGCGGGAUGGACAACAUGGAUUCUGAUCGAACUCUCUCCACUUAACCUCUAGCGUCCGCUAGGUGCGUGUGAGUCGAAUGAGUCGAACCGUAUCAUAGUCGCGUAACCAUACUGGAGUGACUAAAAAGGAAACGUUAACGUAGUGACGGACGUGUUUAGCAAUUCAUAUGAGAUAAUCGCGGCGUGAAAAUUAGAUGCAAGUUGUCCGCGAAUGUAAAGAAAUAUCGACUCGCGAAUACACUCAAUCGGCAAGUACGCGCGCAAACGCCACAUUCCAAUCGUUUUGCACUCUACCACUCUGCGUAGCGAUAUACUCUACAUGUAACCGCCGCCAUAGUUAAUAUUGCAUACUGCCGAAGGAUUAUCAAGGGCAUAUAGAGAGAGAAAAAAAAAGAACCGCCUAAGCUGAUCGAUUCGUGGAGACGAGAAUCCGAAAAAUCCUAGACAAGGCGUUAGAUGUCAGAACGUGAAAACGUGACGAGUGCGCAAGUCAGGACGUAUUGAAGCGAGCGCGUCGUUGAUCCAAGCGUUCCGCGUGCAGCUGUAGACUUUUUGUAUGGGCAUUCGACCCAAGCGCAUUCGACGCCGGAUUCGACCCUUACGGCCAGUUUACGCGUGUUGACUACCGUUGUCGUAGUAUCGUGUGGCGUCAAGAGCAACUAUGUACCGUUAGUUCGAAUCUAUUCCCGUUGACCGGUUCGAACGAGAUCACGCUCGCCUACCUACCGACCGAGGAAGGCCGAGCCAUAUUCGUUCGCGGUUGGUUGUAAACCCGGAAACGAAGCGUGUGCGCGUCUCCGUUGAGCGAGAGAGCUAGAGAGCUCGUCGCGCACUAGAGAGCGAGCGAGUGAGAGAGAGAGAGAGGACGCGAGCGCGCGCGGCAGUGUGUGAGCGCGAAUUUAUCGCGGAGUCACUCUCGAGCUCUCCUCGAGUUUCCGUUAGCAUACGCGCGCGCGUUCGUCCCGACGUCUCCACGCAUAUGUAUGACGUGUGCAUCGCAACGAUAGCAACCGCGGUGCGCGACGUCGUUCAGCGUGUUCCGUUGAAAUGAGAAAGUUGCCGUUGCAUUGAGGAGGAUUGGGAACGACGCACGCGAGCCAGCCAGGCAGCCAGACGGACAAUUCCCGUACUAAGCGGAGGCACGGUGAACGAAGACAGCGGCAGUAACAGCGGUACGUUGAGCCGAGUCUGCACGGAGAGUUGUGCUCGCUGCUCGCCCAUCCGCCCGCUUCUCAUCCAUCUGCCUGCCGCCUGUACUUACGAGCGUAAUCGUCUCAAACAAUGAAUUUUACACCUUUUCCUGGAUUUACUGGCUCGCUGCCAACUGGCACCGUUCAUCAAUUCGCCACAGCGAAAUUCGCACAGAAUCUUACCACUGGAGGACAGGUAGUCGGAGUUUUAUCUGGUGGUGAAGGUGGAGUUCAUUAUUUGAGGCCAGUUGAUCCAAAUGGCUUUGCUGUGGCUCAGAGUGGUAAUAAUCAACAACAGCAAAUUAUUACUUUGCCCAUCACUGUUCCGGGUAAAGAUGGCACACAACAACAGCAGACCGUCCAGAUACAGGUGGUCAAUCCUAGCGUGUCUCAAAGCGGAAAUAGCGGCGAUCAGCCAAAGUAUCAUUUGGCACCGAUAUCUUUGAGUCAGUUCCCACAGGGAGCAGCUACUGUUCUCACUGUUGCUUACAGUCAGCAAGGCGCAGAUGGUGUUCAAAUUCAAGUACAACCGCAAAAUACUGUAGCGACUACGCAAACAUCCGAUCAAACAACACAAAGCACAUCUACCGCUGUGACCACUACGUCUCAACAAACCAUUCAACAGACCGUACAACUUCCGGGAGCGCCCGAAGGUCUGACCGUAGUCGCUCAGAUUCCUCAAGAUUUGAUUCUGCGAGAAAGCAUAGAGGAAUCCAAGGAAGAUGUGAAAGAGAGUACGACACCCGUGGCUCUUAUUAAACGAGGUAGUGUCAAGAAUCAAGGUAAUCAGAGUGGGGAGGAGUUUAUUACUUCUAUGCCUGCCAGUUGGCAGAGCCUCGCUACUCCAGGAUCUACGGUCGCUGAUUAUCUCUCUAGACUGCCCACAAGUACUUUGCCCAUUAGUUUGCAACACUUUCUCAAGUUUUCGGCGGAAACUAUUAAAAGGGAAGCUACUAUUGAAUCCAGUCCGCUCGGAGCGGAUGGUCUCGACGCUUCCGCAAGCACAGCUUCUGGAGAGCAAGCUGUGCAGAUUACAGUUGCCGGAGGAGAAACAGCUAUCAUUCCCGAUGUUGUCGAAGAACAGGAGCCAGGAGCGAAACCAAAACGUAAAAAAAAAUACAAAAAGAAACCACCAAAACCGAAGAAACCAAAACCAGGACAGGUAAGCAUAGUUACCGCUCUUGAUGGCACAACUCUGUUUUGCUGCCCUCAAUGUAAUAUGGCGUAUCCGGAGAAGGAAAGUUUGGAGCAGCAUCUGAUUGGACAUAAGAUAGAAAGGAGAUUUAUAUGUGACAUUUGCGGCGCUGGUCUUAAACGGAAAGAACAUUUGGAGCGGCACAAAUUAGGUCAUAAUCCUGAUAGACCUUUUAUUUGUUCCGUUUGCAUGAAAGGUUUUAAACGAAAAGAACACUUGAAUCUUCAUUUUGUUAUACAUUCUGGACAAAAGACAGAAGUUUGCACCGAAUGCGGCAAAGCGUUCUAUCGGAAAGACCAUCUUAGAAAACACGCGAGAUCUCACCUUACUAAGCGUGCUAAGGAGGAUCCGUUAAAUACGAGUGAUGCCACACAGAAUCAACAACAGGCGGACCAGCAACAAGUGGAACAAAUACAACAAUCUUCGGUGCCCGAGUUGCAGCAAAUUCAAAUACAAGUAGGACAAGGAUCUCAAGCGCAGAUUCAUCAGAUAUCCGUUAGUGAGCAAUCUACCGUAGUUUUACCUACAGCAGCUGAAACUGGAGCUAUGACUAUGCUUCAUCAUCAACAGCAGCAGCAACAGCAAACGCAACAACAGCAGUCGCAGCAACAGCAGCAACCGCAACCACAGCAGCAGUCGCAGCAGCAGCAGCAGCAUUAGCAACAGCAUACCGCCCCAAAUCAACUUGGGCGGUACUUUCGUUUCAAUCAUCAGCACGCUAGAGGUCGUACACGACAUAGCGUACUCGCUGAUUGUAUAUCUCCGUGUGUGCGAGAAAAAUCUCCGCAUUCGCAUUCUCAUCUUUCACAGAGACCCCCGCCCCCUCCUUUUGAGGAAAGGAUCCGAUACUGCGAGGAAAAUGAGAAGGACAUCGUUGCACAUGAAUUUCGCUUACAGUCUGCAAUGAAUUUCCCACCGUUUGGAGGUCAUUUCCCCAGCACUAUACCGAGUAUCCAUCAAUUCGCGACUGAUAGUUCCAGUGGUGCAAGCGCACGCUACGCCAAUCAUUUUCCCAAUCAGCCUCCAAUUGGAGUGCCGGUUGUGGGAAAAUACCGUCCUGAGAACAACGGCGUACAAUCUGGUCAAUCGCAAGUGAUGAUGAACACGAAGGUCAGCUAUCCCAACAGUAAUGUUCACCAUUAUCCAAAUGUUUCCUAUUCUCAAGCUCAGUCGGUUCAACAACGACCAACCAACUCGCCUGGUAUGCAAGAAAAACGACCAUAUCAUCAGCAAUCCACGGAAACCAUAAAUCAGCAGGAUGUCUGCAAUCUACUUCAAGACAAAGACAAGAACAAGGAGAAAAAAGUAGAGGAACAACAGCGCAAUGGGGAAACUACCACGAAUGGCGCUCAACAAGAUUACACGAUGCAUCAACAUCACCAACAGCACGCUCAUACUCAAACACCAGCAACUAUGCCGGCAACGUGGCAAUCGCUCGCGACUCCUGGUUCUACCGUAGCUGAUUAUCUCAGCCAUUUACCGGCUAGUACUUUGCCAUUAAGUUUACACCAUUUUCUUAAGUAUUCUGCUGAAAGUAUAAAAAAGGAAUCUGAGAUGGCGCAAACAACCUCGGUGGCAGUAGCGACUACGACAACGCCCAAUAUAAUGAUGUCGCCGAAUAAUAAAAAGAAGAAAAAGAAGAAGACGCCGAAAGAAAAGAAACCACGUCCAAAGCCCGGCGAAAUUCGUCUAACGACAGCGUUGGAUGGUUCAACAUUAUAUUGCUGUCCGGAAUGUCAUAUGGCAUAUCCAGAACGAGAAUUGUUAGAGCAACAUCUUUUAGGCCACACUUUAGAGAGAAGAUUUGUUUGUGAUAUAUGUGGUGCUGGCUUGAAACGAAAAGAUCAUCUUACGCGUCAUAAACAGAGCCACAACCCGGAGCGACCUUAUGUUUGCACCGUUUGCUUGAAAGCUUUUAAAAGAAAGGAACAAUUAACAUUACAUUUUGUUAUACAUUCUGGAGAGAAGCGACAUGUAUGCACCGAAUGCGGCAAAGGAUUCUAUCGUAAAGAUCAUUUACGAAAACAUACCAGAAGUCACAUCGCGAGAAGAGUUAAAGCUGAACUGAGUCAAAACGCUGGCACACAACAGAAUCAACAACAAAAUAAUGUUUCAAGUAUGCAAACCACAACCGUUUCAGCAUCAUCUGUUCUUCCGGGCGGACAUCCGGGUCCUCUUCUGUCCUGAGCCCCGCCACCAGGGAACUUUCAGGUUCCCCAUCCAAAUAAUAUUCUUCAUACUCAUGGAUCGCAUCAUUCGCUACAUCAUCAUCACCUAACGGCAGUAAAUGUAGCGCAUCAAUCGAGCGUCACCCCACUCGCUACGUCUGGUCAUUAUCAAUCACACGAGCUUAGCUUUUUGGGGCACGUUAAAGAUUUCUGAGAUAAGGAGAAAACCUCGGUAAAGAGGUAACAUCGAGAUGCUAAUCGAUUGACGAAGACUACGACGACGGUGACGAUGAAGAAGAUGAGUAGCACUGAGACUGACCCAUAAUUAUACUCUAGUAUAUUUUAUAUAAACGUAUUUGCGUUAUUAUAUGCUUCAAAAUUUCUCGUUUUGUCUUGUCAAUAUAAUAACGAAAGGAAAAAAGUAGGAGAAAAAAACGAGCGAUGUCUCAUUCCUUCUUCAAGUCUUAAUUUAUUCUUGAAUUGUCUCGUUAUAUUUGUUCUUGUAAUUUUCAUUGCCAGUAAUGUUCUCACCACAAUAAUAUUGUGCAUCAAGAAAUAUGAUAAUAUCCUUCGCAAAUGAGCAAAAAAUUCAGUUAAAUAUAAGAAAUCUCGAAACUAUAAGCUAAAUCUGAUAAUUCUUUUUAUUGUUUUUUAUUUCGCAAGUAAACUAUUUUAAAAAGCUAAUUCGCAUAAGAAAUAUAAAAUCAUUUUUAUCAAGUUUUUUUUAGAUAAAGAAGAUAUGAAACAUUUUUCACACGAUUGAUUUUUCUUAUCACUGCACAUAAUGAUAUUAAGAUUAUUAAGAAUCAAGUUUAUGAGCAAAUACAUAUUACAAACCUAUGUAAUAUAAAAAAGAUAUUUAUUCAGAUAUAUUACAAUAUAGGCACAGUUUCGAGAAAAAUUUUCUCUAUUGAUUUUAUAAUUGGGCAUCCUAAAAGUGUAACAACAGUAAUUCUUGGUGAGACAUAAUAAAGCGCAUCUUUUAAAAAAAGGACGCUUUUUCAAAAUAAUAUAUAAGAUAUACGUAGUCAUAGACAUUAUAUGCUCUUUAUAGCAAACAAAAAUGCAUAUGUGGAAAGAGUAUUAAUUUUUUUCCACAGCAACUUUAGAGUAGAAGUUUGACUACAAGUCAAAAAUUCUUGCCAUACGUUGUGUACGAUGAAGAAAAAGAUAUUUUUAUGAAAAGCGAUAUAACUUAGAAAUUAAGCAAAUCGAUGAGAGAGAGAGAGAGGAUAAUAAAUUUUUUUUUAAUGAAUCAUUAGGUUGACAUUUACGAGUGAUUUUUUUGAAGUAAUUGCCAUUAUUUGCUUAUCUUUUGUUGAAUAAUAUUAUAAGUGCAAAUAGUGUAAAAGGAAUAAAAAUUACAUAUAAUAAUAUUCCUAAUACACGUUAUAAUUGAGUUAAAAAUUAACCCACCGAUUGGAAAACAGUAUUUUUUUAUUUGAAUGAAUUAUUUACAUUUUUAUAGUGCACAAAGGAUAAAGAUUAUUUAUAUGAAUUGUACAUUUUUUUGUUAUAUAUAUCUUAUAAAAAUGUGACAAAAGUGUAGCAAUAUUUCGAGAUGGAUAAAAACCGUAUAUUUGUUUUUUAAUAUAUCAAGUUGACGGCAUUUUAUAUUUUUACGAUGGUUCUAAAUUUUUCUUGUAUGUAUUUGCGUAUAUAUGUAUAUGUGUACGUGUGGAUGUAGUACGCAGGAUUUGUACAUGUAUAUUACAUGCGAAUCAUCCAAACAUUUGCCCUAUUGAUUGGAGCAAGAUAUUUUUAUUUUUCUUUGCGACUUAUCGCAUGAGCACUUGUCAUGGAAGCUUAAUUAGUUUUUAUAAUUUUUAUAUGACUUUACAUUGUUUUUAUACAUAUUUUUCGUUGGACUUCUUAUAUUCGUUACGUUCGUUGAAUACCGAUUAUUUAUAUAAGAUUAUUUUUAAGUAUAGUAUAUAUUAUACGUGUGUGUAUGUGUGUAAAUACAUACCUACACAUAGAUGUCACUUACACUGUGGUCUCUUGAACAAUGUGUGUUUAAGUUUAGUUUUUAAUCUUUAUAUUUGUCCCACUUUUAAAUCUUUUCACAGACUGUGAUUGUUUCCGACAAAGGAUAUCUGUUAUAAUUAUUAAAUUGCGUUUAAUUUUAUGCUUUUGCUUCAUUUUAGUGUUAAUAUUUGUGCCAUCCAUUUUAAAUUUAUUUUCCUUUUUUCUUGCCAUAUAUUAACAGAUAUUUGCCUUAUAGUCAAAUAUUAUAUACAUUCAUAGAUAUUGCUGUGUGCAUUGAUACGUACAUCUCACACAUACAUUUUUUUAAUUAUUGUCAUCAUCACUGUUAUAAUUUUUUUAUUAUCAUUGUUAUUACUAUGAUUAUUAUUAUAUAUUAUUAUCUUAUACUUAUUAAUAUAAUCGUGAAAUAAUGACGGAUAUGACUGUAUUGCAUAAAUAUGCAUAUUGAAAUGUAAAAUGUUAGAAAUAUGAUGAGAAACAAAGAAAUUUUACUUUUACUAACAUAAGAAAAAAUAUCCAAAUAUAAUUGUAUUUGUUUUUCAAAAUUUUGCUUUAUUGAAAAAAUAGUGGACAUUAAAACAUUUUGUAAUUUGCAUAUAAAAUGUUUAUAAGGAUACGAGUUUGUAAUCGAACCACAGAAUGUCCAUAUUAUUUAUACAUUGUUACGUUUUACGUUAUUUUACAAAAUAUGCAAUAGUAGCAUAAAAUACCGAACUACAUUCAUUAUUUCACGCGGAUGCUUAUUGCAAUAAUAAAGUAAAUGACAUCUCUGUUGAAAUGCACUUUUUACAUUUUUUUUCAUCAUAUCUUUAACAUAAAACAUUUUAAGUAAUACAGAAAAUUCAGGUUUCGUCAGACCUCAAAUAUAAUGAUAAAAUUAUUUCAUGUGUGUUUUUACAUACACACGCACACAUAUAUGCAUACACAAAUAUAUACACAUGUGUAACUAAAAAUCGUACGUAAGAGAUCAAUUUACAUUAAGAUACUUUAUUGCCAUGUACUUGUAACUAUCGAGAUAGCGUUAGUUUUAGAUUUCAUAUGUGUGCGUGUGUGUGUAUGUGUGUGUUACGUGCAUGCGUGCGUGUGUUUGUGCGUGCGCGUGCGUGUAUUAGUGAAUAAGAAUUUAUAUACAAAAUAUAUUAUUGAAUAAGGCACAAAAAGGGAAGCCAAGAAUCGUACGUGAAAUGUAUCAAAUAUCGCGCAUUUUUUUCAACGCAAGUAUUAGGAGGAAAAGCUUAAAAUGAAUAUAUUUCUUUUAUACCGCAAAAAAAUAUUUACAAGUUCUGGAGAUAUAAAAGCACUUAUAAAAGAAAAGCUUUAAUGAGAGACUAAAUUUUAAUUCUAGUAUCAUAUAAAUAUUAACAGAAUAUUAAUUUAAAAGCAUUCAUCAAAACUGCCAUGUAAAGAUUGAUAACUGAAGAUAUUGAAGAUGCUGCUGAAUUAAUUUUUAGUUAAGACAAAAAUUAUAACCCGGGUAUUAAAAUGAUGUCAAAAAUAGUGACGUCUAUUUUAAUCUAUUUUUUAUUGUUGAUUAUGAUCUUUUAACGUUAUUUUGCUACUUGGGGGAGGGGGGGGGAGCGCGAGAUUUGUCAUACGUUCUAGACAAGAAGAAAUGAGAAAUAUAUACGGAAAUGAUAUGUCUUGAUACAAGUCUUGAGGAAAGUAACCUGUUCUUUUGCAGGUGAUAGGCGGGAUAUACAAAUAAUGAUUAAAAAUAGCUCUAUGAUUUAUAAGAGAGAAAAAGAUAGCAUAAAAGAGUGGAUGAGAGGAAGAAGCAAAUAUUUCCAAAGUUCGACAUACGUCUUUGACAUACUAUUCAAACAAGUGGCUCAAGCUAGAUCUAUUUUGAAGGAUAAAAGAACCUAUUUCCAUCCUCGACGAAGCGGACAUUUGAUUUCUUAUGGUUUAUAGAACCAAUCGUUUCGUCGAGCUACAUGUAGUAAUGUUCCUGUAGAAAAAGGAAAGAUAAUGGUUGAUGCGUUUCUAUAAAAAAAAAAAAAUAUUUUUCCAGUGCCUUUAUAUUGCGCUGGAUUUUCCAUACAUAGUUUUCCACAGUAAGGUAUAAGAUAAAAAGCGGCGCGUUGUGUCUUUGUUUCUCUCGGAACUACGUGUACAUACACUCGUCUGCCUCCACAUUUGACCUGUUCUUUUUUGCUGCACUGCCGCAUUGGUGCGACAAGUUAGAAUAAGAAAAAAUAUAUUUGUCUUACUCUUAACUUGUUGCACCAGUGCAGCGAAAAAGAACAGGCCAAUAUAUUCAAGCAAUCUUCAUAUUUUGUAUCGUAAUUUUUUUUCCUUUUCUUUUUACGAUUUUAAUCAUCGAAAAAUUGUUCGAAACAAUUUAGAUUCCAAGUUAUAACAUGUCGCUAUAAUUUUAUCAAGUACUUCUCGUACUUAUUGAUACAAGAUUUAUUUUUUCAUCAAAAUCGUCAAAAUCAAAAAUUGAUUCCAAAGAUAAAAGAAAUAAAUAUAAUUUACUUAUAUGUGAAUGCGUUUGUUGCGUUCAACAAAUGAGGAUGCCGUUUAUUUCAUAUGUAUACUUUUUUUGCUCCUGGAACAAGAUGCAAGAGAAUACAAUAUUUGAAUCUUUUCGAUUGUUUAUUGAUUUUAGAAACUAUAAAAAAAGUUACCGAAUAGAAAUACAAUUUUUAGAAAAUAUUAGACAUGCUCGUUCGAUUCAACUGACAAAAAGAUGUCGAUUAGAUUUGAUUCUUCUUUAUCUCAAUUAGAAACGAUUAAUUAAGAAGAUGCGGAUUUUAUAAAAGAUGAUAAUAAUAAUAAAACUCAUAGUAAUAACAAUAAUCAUAAUAACAUUAAUAACAAAACAAUAUUAGUAAUAAUAAUUAUAAUAGUAAGAUUAGAAAUAAGAUUCUCUCGCGACGCGCUUACUAAUUCUAUGCGAAACCACAGGAAAAUGAAAAACGACUUUUUAGUCGUUUCAAUGAUUUCCACUUGAUGCGAAUCAUUACAUACAAUAUGCAGUUUUUUCCUUAAUAAUUUUACUACUUUAUGAUGUAUCUCUCGAGCUUCGUGAACUCCCUCUGGUACUGGCGGAUUCUAGAGGGGGUGGGUUUAACCCCCCUUCCAAAUGAAAAAAAAACAGUUACUGAAUCCAUUAAAAAAAUUUAAGUAAAAUGAUGCAGGCCAAUUAACGCGAUCGCCUGUGGAUCAAAUUCUUAUGCAUAGAAUUCACUGUCUUCAAACUGUCCGAUGUCUGAUAUACGAUAUUCAAUGAAAAAUUUUACCAAAACUCGCCCCCAUUAUCGAUGUCAAGAUCCGCUAGUGCCUUCUGGUAAUCUUUUGUAAUCGUUACUUGAAACGAAUGGUUUUACAUAAUAAUUGGCAUUAUGUGUUCCUUUUUGUUUUUUUUUUACCUUAAAUGUACUUGCAAAGAUAUAUGUAUCUUCCUUAUCACUAUUGAUUUGGAAGUUUUUAUCCAUUUGUCGUGAGCAACAAAUAUAUCCUUUAACAGUAGAUCAUGUAAAAACGACUACUUAAAAAUUGAUUAGUCGUCACACAACUGAACUACUCCACGAGGAUAGCGGAAAAAAUCUAAAAAAAAAAAUACCAUUUCGACAUAGUCGAAUGUGAGUCUCUCAGGAGACGGCAAUGAAAACCAUAUUUUUCUAUAUGCAGAGUGUCAAAACUUUUUUAAUUAUCCGUAUUAAGCUGUAGAGCAAAAGAAAGUGAAUUUAAUCGCUGGAUGGCUCGCCACAAGACAUGAGUAUCGCAAGUGCAAGUGUAUUUGAUCAAUUGGUUCGUGCAAAACAAAAGUUGAAGGGAUGAACGUACAAUGAACAUUACUCUGCUUUUUGUUAUUAAAAUUUUCUAAUCUUGCCAUAGAGAUUUUUCAUGUAUAUGACUGCAUCAUUCAGAGCAGGAGUAUCUCGUUCAACAGAUUUUGCAUAAACCAAGGCGCGUCAUUUUAUUAUGCGUUUAACGGAGGAUCUCCAGCGGACUAUAUAUAGAGUAUAUAGAGUUUAGUCUUUUUGGCUUAUCUAAUCGACGCCUUGUCGCUACGAGUAUGUGCUACGAGUGUAUGCGUGUUUACAAAGUUUUUAACUUGAAUAUGUUAACAGGCGAUUGACGAAGACAUACAAAUUCCUUGACAUAGUACAAACGCUCACAAAUUCUUGUUUUUCUCAAAUAGAUUAGAUGCGUGACAAGGUGUACAAGUUAUUAAGUGAAUGAAACAACCGGCUGACCUCGAAGUACGAAUUCCUUUUUGUGGUUCCAAUAGUGAUAUUAUCUUUUCUGAUAUAUGAAUAUUUUGUUUAGGAAACGCGAACAAGUUUUCAAUGCGAUACAUUCAAAUGUCGAGUGUGCUCGAUUCGGUUUGUAUUUUGAAACAAAUUUUAAAUAUACUCUAUAAAGUUUUUUGUCUUGUUUGUCAUCUACGAGCCUUCCUAUGUCUCACUUUAAAAAGACGCUAUCAUUUUACUUGUUCCAUCGCAGCUAUAAACGAAUGUGAGAAAGAAGAUACUGGAAGUUCUCUAGUGCUAAGUAGUUUAUAUAAGAAUAUAAAGGCGAAACGACUUCGAGGACUUCCGGAAAAUUGUUAAAUAAUAUUGACAACUUUAUGACAACUCUUAAUUUCUAAACAUUUUGAUUCUUAUGUUUCAAACUGUCUCAAUUUGCAUUCUACAUCUCCAUGUUGCCACCUUCUUGGCUAAACCGCAGUCUUCCAGGGUACAAGAAUACUUGUAAUACUGGUUAUAUGUAAAUCAAAAAUUAAUACGUGAUUAACAAGCACGGUAAGGGCAAUGCAGAGAAAGGCAAGACAAAUGUAAAUGUAAACAAGAGUAAGAUAUAUAAUUGAGCGAUUCUUUUGAUAUAAUCAAUGUUUUAUUUUUAUAUAGAAUGCUUAAUGUGUGUCGAUUCUAAGAACGUGAAAUGAGAAAAUUGAACGGAAAAAAUGAUGCAAAAGAUGGAGCAACGUAUGAAUAUAAAAAAAAAUAUAAAAAAAAUCCAUAGUAUGUAUUAGAUGCGAAUAAAUUUAGAUCGCGAGAAUAAAAGUUCAACAUUUGCGCAACAUUUUUCAGCUACUUUAAAUAAUAUGUUUCAUAUAUAUGUAUAUGUAGGAAAGGCACUGGAAUUUGGAACACCAUUUUGUUUUUAGACAAUAUUUUUUAAAUAAUAGAAAAAUAAUGUCGGGAACAUGAAUACAAAUUAGAAAGUAUCUUCUAUCAAAUGGUAUAGUAAUUUUUAUAACACUCGUAUUUUUUUUAAUAAUUAAUGUUUUUGUGAUACGUGUCAAAAAGGACAUCUGCCGAAAUGGUUCACUAAUCACUAGUCACCUAAUUUGGAAUUUGUAUAAAAUCGAAGUAUUUUAAUGUUACAUUUUAUUGAUUUGUACAUCUUAUUAUGUAUUAUGUAAUCUACAGACUCAAUAUUAUUCCGUUAGGGUUGCAUAAGAGACAGAAUCGUGCAUAUAUAACUCUUGCUUUUGACGAAUUCAUUUAUAGCAGAUUUUAUAUAAAAAAGAAUAUGAAUAUAUGAAAUAUAGGUUUUUAUUUCUUUAAUUAACUAAGCAGAUCAUAUUUUUAUCGGUAUUUGUAUGGUGUGAUAUUUAGUUUUCAAGAAACAAGGGAGUUUCAAUUUAGGAAAUUGUUUCAAAUUCGGUUAGGUUCGGUGCCUUUCCUCUAUACUUUAUAUAUGUACAUACACAUCACAUUCUAUGUACACAUAUAUACCUUCUGUAAAAAAGUCUCCGAAAUUUGUCAUUUAAAAGUCUGCGAUAAAGGUAUAAAAAAAAUUUUGUGUGUAAGCACUGCACCUAAUUGCCAUGUAAAGUUUGGGCGCAAUGGGUUAAUCGGUUUAUUUACAACAGCUGUUUACGUAAGUCGAAUUCAAAAAUGAUUUGCGAUUUUCAUAAUAAUGAAUAAAUUUGUGUAAAGAACUUUUUUUAAAUUUUGUGUUGCCAACGAAAUUUCUUGCGCCAAAUCAUUGAAAAUGCUACAAAAGAAUUUUGAUGAGUCAUAACACAAGUGUAUGAAUAGCGCUUCGAAAACGAACUGAAACCCAGAAAACUACGCCAAAAUCGCUCAAACAUCAUUGUUAUUGUGAUGUGCACUCAGAAUUUCUUCCAAAUUGACAAAACCAUUAAUGAAGAAUAUUAUUUAGGCAUUAUGAGGCAUUUACGUGAAAAUAUUCGUCGAAAAACGCCAGAUUUAACCAUUUUUGGAUUUUGCAUCACGAUAAUGCGCCGUUGCACAUAUCGACUCUUGUACGCGAAUUUUUGGCCAAAAACUCAAACAAUGAUCAACCAAGCACGGUAUUUUCCAGAUGAUCUCGUAUGACUUUUUUCUCUUUUCCAAACUUAAUUUAAUUACUAUUUCGGGGAAGGCGGUUUCAAUCAAUUAAAGUCAUAAAAGAAAAUUCGGAGCUCAGAGCAAUAUCAGCUUCAGCGUUUAAAAAGUUUUGAGGACUGGAUUAAGCGUUAGUACAUGUGUAUUGCAUGCGAUGGGGCCUAUUUCGAAAACAACAAAAUCAAUAUUGGUGAAUAAACUAGUAUUUUGUUUUAUUUAAUAAUUCCGGAUUUUUUUGUAGAAUGUAUGUACAUAGACAUAUAUUCAUAAAAAUGCGUACAUCUUUCCUUACAAUUCGUUAUAUAUGUAUGUAUCUAAAUUGUAAGAAAAGUCGUAUUAGAUUUAUUGUUCGGAGCCUCAUUACCUGGAAAAAA
Monomorium pharaonis (pharaoh ant) is the source of this 13456-nucleotide messenger RNA. Its product is annotated as zinc finger protein 236. Gene Ontology annotation, molecular function: DNA-binding transcription factor activity; RNA polymerase II cis-regulatory region sequence-specific DNA binding. Lineage: Eukaryota; Metazoa; Arthropoda; Insecta; Hymenoptera; Formicidae. The transcript is spliced from 7 exons. The record is from RefSeq and is a predicted model, not a curated record. Gene Ontology annotation, biological process: regulation of transcription by RNA polymerase II.